Messenger RNA from Dictyostelium discoideum AX4, 971 nucleotides. RefSeq lists its product as hypothetical. The record is from RefSeq and is a predicted model, not a curated record. The transcript is spliced from 3 exons. NCBI's taxonomy places the organism in Eukaryota, Evosea, Eumycetozoa, Dictyosteliales, Dictyosteliaceae. The annotation marks the transcript as partial.
AUGUUAUUUUUAAUUAUUAUUUUUAAUAUACUUUAUAAUAGUACUAUUUACGUUCCUACUUUAAAGAUGCUUUUAAGUGUCGAUUAUUUAUUAAAAGAAGGAAAUUAUAGAAAUCAAAAAGAUAUUAUUGACUUUCACAAUUCAAAACCAAAUAAACAAGAUUUUUCAAAUCCUCAAAAUAAAAUUUUAAAAUUAGAAACAGAACAUAAAAUGAAAAAAAUUGGCAUUAUAGAUUAUGACAGAUCUUGGGUAGAAAAUUUAAAAAUAAAUUAUUUGUACUUACAACCUGAUAUUUUACACAACAUAUUAUUGGGUAUUGUACAAUGGGUUUUAAAUUAUAUUUUCAAAAAAUAUAAGGAUCAAAUUACAAUUUUUAUAAAAAAAUUAAAAGAAGCUAAAAUCAUUCCAGAUCAUUUACCACCAUCAGAAUCUUUAUUUGGUGUAAAAACAAGAAAAGGUAGAGAGAAUAGAAGCAUAUUAUAUUAUAUUUUAUUUUUUACUAAAUCAAAUGUAUCAAAUGAUGAUUUCUUAUUAUUAGAAGAAAUGGUUCAGCUUACUUUUUUAUUAUAUCAAGAUUCUUUCGACGAAGAUGAUUUGGAUAAAAUAAAUUAUUUAGUUAAAAAUUUUAAUAAAAAAAUAUUUAUGAUAAUACCAAAUGAACCAAUCAACUUUCACCUUUUAUUACAUUAUCCUUUAUAUAUAAAAAAUUGGGGUGCACCAAAAUUUACAUCAGCAGAGAGAUUUGAAGCACAAUUUAGUAAAAUUAAAGACCUUUUGACAAACAAUACAAACAACCAAGAUCAACAUAAAUUUGAAAGAGUAACAAAAAUAUUAAUGGCAACAUUUUUAGAUAAUUUUAACAAUCUAAAAGAAAAAGAUGUUGACAAUAAUGAUUUAAUUGUAGGGCAAAUAAUUAAAAAAAAUGAAAAUAUUUAUUUAAAAAAUAAUAUUUUAUCAGACAUUAACUUGCA